Molecule: messenger RNA, 993 nt
Organism: Beta vulgaris subsp. vulgaris (sugar beet)
Lineage: Eukaryota; Viridiplantae; Streptophyta; Magnoliopsida; Caryophyllales; Amaranthaceae
Product: glycine-rich cell wall structural protein 1.8
Exons: 2
Coding region: 1-993 (330 amino acids)
Source: RefSeq, a predicted model, not a curated record
AUGGCAUACCAUAAAAUCUCUUGUGUUGUUUUUUUCUUAGUGUUAGGCAUAGGCAUAUGCACUGCCACCAGGGCCCUCCUCACGUAUGAACUUGGAGGACAUGCUGGUGUUGGUGUUGGUGUUGGUGUUGGUGUUGGUGUUGGUGUUGAUGUUGGUGUAGGUGUAGGUGGGUAUGCCGAUGGCAGAGGCGGUGGAAGUGGUGAAGGUGGCGGGGCAGUUCAUGGUGGAGGAGGAGAGCAUGCUGGUGGAUAUGGUGGCGGUGGUGGGGCAGUUCAUGGUGGAGGUGGUGAGCAUGCUGGUGGAUAUGGUAGUGGAAGUGGUGAAGGAGGUGGCGUUGCUGGCGGUGGGGCAACCUACGGCAGUGGAGCUGGUGGCGGAAGUGGCGGCGGGGUAGCUCAUGAUGGAGGCAGUGGGCAUGCCGGUGGAUACGGUAGCGGAAGUGGUGAAGGAGGCGGUGCCGCUGGUGGUGGAGCAGCAUAUGGUGGAGGCGGUGGUGGUGGAAGUGGAGUUGGUGGGGCAUCUGGGGCUAGAGGUGGCCAUGCAGGUGGUUAUGGCGGUGGUGAAGGUGGAGGCCAUGGAGGUGGGGCAGCUGGCGGUGGAGCUGCUUUUGGCGGUGGUGGCGGUGGUGGUAGUGGUGGUGGUGGCGCUUAUGGGGCUGGAGGAGAGCAUGGCGGAGGUUAUGGAGGUGGCGAAGGUGGGGGCCAUGGAGGUGCCUAUGGUGCUGGUGGGGCCGGAGGACACGUAGGAGGUGGUGGAGGUGGAAGUGGUGGUGGUGGUGGUGCAGCAUAUGGAGGUGGCGAAGCAGGAGGUGGGUACGGUAGUGGUGGUGGAGGAGGUGGUGGACACGGAGGAGGUGCUAGUGAAGGAGGCUAUGUUGCUGGUGGCGGUGGUGGAUCUGGUGGCGGAGGUGGCUCUGCUGCUAGUGGCGCCCAUUCUGGUGGCUAUGGUGCUGGUGGGGGAGAAGGGGGUGGUCAUGGAGGAUACAUGCCUUGA